Molecule: messenger RNA, 344 nt
Organism: Bombyx mori (domestic silkworm)
Lineage: Eukaryota; Metazoa; Arthropoda; Insecta; Lepidoptera; Bombycidae
Gene: VAPp
Product: VAP-peptide
Source: RefSeq, marked provisional
AAUAAACACAACACUUAGCUCAUCGGCAGAACACAUCUAGUUUGUUAUUUGAAAGACCGCAAAAUGUUCAAGUUGACAGUAAUUUUCGCUAUUAUCGCUGUGGCCCAAGCGGGCGUCAUAGCCCCAGUGGUGCCUGUAGCACACCCCGUCGUGGCUCACACGGCCGUGGUCCACCCGGUCCCACUAGUGCGCGCUGCCCACGUGGUUCACACCGCCCCAGUGGUUGCCGCUGCCCCAGUGGUCGCCGCUCCGGUGGUGGCUGCGGCUCCUAUCGUGCCGAUAGUUAAACAUGCGCCAAUUAUCGCUGUCCAUCAUUAAUUGUAGAAAUAAAUAAAUAUAUUUUU